GUUAAUAUUUCAGGUAUGGAGCACAACUUCGAGCAUUACGAUAGAAACAUCGUACACAACAUGGGUUUGCCUUACGAAUACACAAGCUGUAUGCACUAUGGACCGUACGGAUUUAGCACGAACGGAGAGCCUACUAUCGUACCAAUAAGGAGUUUCGAAGGUGUGAUGGGUCAGCAAGAAUACGUAACUGAAUACGACUGGCUUAGAACGAGAAGACACUACAAUUGUCCCAAUGGAUGGUCUAGAGACAAUCCUGAGUUAGAGGAGCAGAAAGUUAACUUCGUCGAAGAAGGUCAAGAGGUCCCAUAUGAUGAAUAAAUGGAUGACUAAAGGA
Messenger RNA from Papilio polytes (common Mormon), 334 nucleotides. RefSeq names its product zinc metalloproteinase nas-4-like. Lineage: Eukaryota; Metazoa; Arthropoda; Insecta; Lepidoptera; Papilionidae. The transcript has 2 exons. Gene Ontology annotation, biological process: proteolysis. The coding region runs from base 16 to 318 and encodes 100 amino acids. The record is from RefSeq and is a predicted model, not a curated record. Gene Ontology annotation, molecular function: metalloendopeptidase activity.